AUGUCUGCACCAACAUCAUCUGAUCGAAAUCAAGAAUCACCAAAUAAUCCAUUAGGUGCACCUGGUGUAGAAGCUCAACAAAAACUUGGACAACAGGGAUCAUCAGAUUCCUCAGCACAUCAAUUGGGUGAAGGUGGUAGUGGACAACGUCAUUUACUUGGUGAAGACGGUAGUGGACGACGUCGUUUACUUGGUGAAGGCGGUAGUGGACAACAACAACAUAAACUUGGUCAAGAUGAAAGUGGACAACAUCAAAAUCAAUCUUAA
Rotaria sp. Silwood1 is the source of this 267-nucleotide messenger RNA. Lineage: Eukaryota; Metazoa; Rotifera; Eurotatoria; Philodinida; Philodinidae. The record is from the annotation of a GenBank genome assembly.